Odontomachus brunneus is the source of this 3110-nucleotide messenger RNA. RefSeq names its product glucose dehydrogenase [FAD, quinone]-like. Gene Ontology annotation, molecular function: flavin adenine dinucleotide binding; ecdysone oxidase activity. The record is from RefSeq and is a predicted model, not a curated record. The transcript is spliced from 3 exons. The coding region runs from base 755 to 2611 and encodes 618 amino acids. Lineage: Eukaryota; Metazoa; Arthropoda; Insecta; Hymenoptera; Formicidae.
GCUUCUACUAAGAUAAUGCCCCAACUACUCUACGGUAGCGUUGGGUUAGGUGAUAAAGCUCAGAAAUCUUUGGAAAUAAUCUAAAGUAUAUCCCAAAAAACCAGAACGUCCAAACAGAUCUGAACACGUCCUUAUGUAAUAAUGGCUACAUUGGAACCACAUCUAAAUGCGAGUGCGCGCAGAUGAUUCGAAGUAUCGAUUUCGUGAUCGACAUGUCUCGAGAUCUCGGCAGCACCCGCUAUCUUCAGAAAAUGUCGUACAAUAUUUCCAAGAGAUUCCAGUCAAAAACCACAAUGUUACUGAGAAUAAAUUUACUGGAGUCAAAGAGCACGCGUCAUAACUUAGCAGAAUGACUCAGCCGUUCAAGAUCAUCGUACCAUUUCCAGUACAAAAAAGAACAUAUCUCUCUCCUUCUUCGCCACCUUCGGGACAUUCGAUCCGCCGCACAUUUUGUAUUUCUACGCCGCACGGCUGGACCAUUGCAAUGUUGUUAAAUGUAACGCUGCGUAUGUGCUAACGAGUUCACGUGUGUGUUACCAGUGAGACGCGCGAACGAGAAAAAUAGCAGCAACGAAUCGUGACGUUGUGGAUCAAUUAUUCCAACUUCUCGGAUUGUGCGAAAUAUCCAGUGUCACGAUUGUUCAGUGAACGUCGAGAGGUAUUUCUUUCAACAACGGUGCCGACGCAAACAGCCACUUCGACUUCAAUUAUUUCAACUUCGACUAAGUGGAGCAGACGUACGUGCAACUGAACCAUGGAGACAUGUAUGGCUGAUGUCUGUGCAGCUGCUGUGAGUGGAUCUCCCGUGCCCGUUUUCUUACAACUAAUACAAACGCUUUUGACGGCGCAAUGCAGUUUAAACAACAGCAAGAAUUACCCACCUGACCGCUCCGAAGAGAUCGCAGGAUCCAACAUCGAAUUCGACUUCGUGAUAGUGGGUGCCGGAAGUGCUGGAUCCGUGAUGGCUCAUCGUUUAACCGAGAUCGAUAACUGGAAGGUACUACUAAUCGAAGCCGGUGAAGACCCUUCGGCUUCCAGCGAUAUUCCCGCGCUCUUCAUGAAUUUGUUAAAAACGCCAGAGGAUUACGCUUACGACGUCGAGCCUGAGAAAUUCGCUUGCCAUGGUACGACGACCGGCCUGUGCAAAUGGGGAAAGGGCAAGGCCCUUGGUGGCAGUUCCACGAUAAAUGGCAUGAUUUACAUUGAGGGCACCGACGAGGACUACAACGAGUGGCAUCGGAUGGGUAACAAGGGCUGGAGCUAUGAAGAUGUUUUGCCAUACUUCAGGAAAUUUCAGAACUGCCAAGAGGCGCGUCCCGGCUGCGCUCAGCAAGGGCCGCUGGAUAUUAGAUAUUUCAACUACACCAAGACGUUGGCACACAAUAUAUUCAGGGAGGGGCUCCGCGAGUUGAACGUGCCUAAUCUGGAUAUGUUGAAUGCCGGGAAGUUCAUCGGAUUUGGUACAACUCAAGCGACGGCGGCGAAUAGCCACAGGAUGAGCACAGCGAAAGCUUUCUUGUCGCCGAUCAAGGACAGAAAGAAUUUGUACGUGAUGAAGUCUACUCGAGCAGAUGCCGUUCUCAUGGACGGCAAUCGGGCGGUCGGGGUACGCAUGACCUUAAAGGACGGCAGAUCGAUCAACGUAAAAGCGUCGAAGGAGGUGAUCCUUUCCGCCGGCAGUAUCGGCAGUCCACAUCUGCUGAUGCUCUCUGGCAUCGGACCUAAGCAGCAUCUACGUGAGAUGGGGAUAAACACCAUCGUCGAUCUGCCGGUCGGUAAAAAUCUUCAGGACCAUAUUACCUGGCUAGGCUUUUAUAUAAAGUACAAAGAUGCGGACGCUAUACCGAUUACACCAACGUUCCUUUUGGACGAAGCUUACCAAUAUCUAAUGCAUGACCAAGGUUUUUUCGCGAGCACGAAGAUAGAUUACGUCGGUUUCAUCAACGUGACUGAUCCGAACGCCAAGUAUCCUGACAUUCAGUUCCAUCACGCUUUCAUGCAGCAGUGGAUGCAGCCAAUACAUGCACAACUAUUGCGCCAAUUUUACAUACACGAUGACAUAGUGAAUGAUAUAAGUGGCACGCUGAUGGACAAUAGCUUAAUGACAAUUAUCUCGUCUCUAUUGAAGCCAAAGAGCUUGGGCGAGAUACAACUACGUAGCAAGAAUCCGGCGGAUCGUGUCAAGAUUUACGCGAAUUACUUCUCCGAGCAAGAGGACAUUGAAACGAUGUUCAAGUCCUUGGACUUCAUAAAGAAAGUGUUGAAAACAGAGGCGUUCAAGCGAUACGAUGCGAAGCUGCAUCAUAUAGAUAUUGCAGGUUGCCGACACACCAAACCCGAUUCCGAAGAGUACUGGAGGUGCAACUUGCGGCACUUGUGUGUAACGCUUUACCACCCCGUUGGAACGGCCAAAAUGGGUCCUCAGAAUGAUCCCACAGCCGUCGUGGACGCUCGAUUGAGAGUUCACGGAGUGCAAGGUCUCAGAGUCAUCGAUGCAUCUAUCAUGCCAAAGAUCACUAGCGGAAAUACAAAUGCACCUACGAUAAUGAUAGCAGAGAAAGGCGCGGAUAUGAUCAAGGAAGAUUACAUGAAAAACAAGGACGAACUGUAGAAGAAGUUACUUACAUUUUUAUUGUGAUUAUUCUUAUAUUUUGGUUUCGUUCUUAUAUUUUGGUUUCUGUUAACUCUUACAAGGGCAUUGGUUCAUAUAUAGACCACUUACAUUAUGGCAGUUUUAUUAUCGUUACUUUUACAAUUUGAUCAUAAUAAUAAUCAUACAUAUUUAUUUUUCUAAAUUCUAAAUACUUCUCCUUCAAGUUUUAUUAAUAUUUUUAUUUUUUAUAAUAAUUAUAAUAAUUAUUGUGAAGAAAUAAAGUUAAAAAAUAACGUUUUAUCAUUUUAACUCGUUCCUGACGAUACAAAUGAAGAUAGGAAGCUACAAAAAAUUACUGAAUAUUCUUGAUACCUUCUACUAUUACAUAUAAUUUUUGCAAAUUUUUUUGCAUUUUUAAUUUUUUAUAAAUAAGUAAAUAUUUAAUAAUUGUAUAUUUUUGCGAAAAAAACAAGAAAUGUAGACUUUUUGCUCAAAAUAUAUUGAACAAGUAUUACAA